Messenger RNA from Salvia miltiorrhiza (redroot sage), 1410 nucleotides. RefSeq names its product nuclear transcription factor Y subunit C-2. The record is from RefSeq and is a predicted model, not a curated record. Gene Ontology annotation, cellular component: nucleus. Gene Ontology annotation, biological process: regulation of DNA-templated transcription. NCBI's taxonomy places the organism in Eukaryota, Viridiplantae, Streptophyta, Magnoliopsida, Lamiales, Lamiaceae. The transcript has 2 exons. The coding region runs from base 421 to 1209 and encodes 262 amino acids. Gene Ontology annotation, molecular function: DNA binding; DNA-binding transcription activator activity, RNA polymerase II-specific; protein heterodimerization activity.
UGAGUAAAGAAACGUGGAUGUGGGAAUUUAAUGUUAAAGUAGAGGGUGGGGUGAGGUGAGGUGAGCUCGCCUACGUCACAGGGAGCACCAACGGUUAAUCGACACGUGGAGUAUCCGGCUCUCGAGCAGACGCCACGCGUCUCAUUUCCCCACAAGAUUCUCUCUCUCUCAUCGGACCAUAUUCAAAACCCUCUCUCCGCUGUCCCUCCUUUUUCUCCUUCUUUACUCUCUCUCUCUCUCUCUCUCUCUCUCAAACAGUUGUCUAUACGUAUACAUAAACCAUCUCUACGUAUAUCCUCCAUUCUCUCUCUCUUAGGGUUUUGGCCACCGGAGAAAUCUCAAGCUGCUUUAUUUUUUUUCAUUUCCCGAGAAAAAUGGUGUCGGAGUAAGUAAAAAGUUACCAUAGCAUUUUCAAUAGACAUGGACCAUUCAGAUCAAAGGCAGCAGCAACUGGCACACCAGAAUCAGCAACAGCAGCAGGGAGUUGCAGCAGGCGGUGGGUCGAUGGCUUAUGCCACUCCCCCCUAUCAAACAGCACCAAUGGUGGCUACUGGCACUCCUGCUGGCACAGUUUCCUCUCCAACUAGUUUCACUCCUCAGCAACAACUCGCCUACCACCAGGCCCAGCAAUUUCACAGUCAACAGCAGCAGCAACAACUUCAAGCAUUUUGGGCGAAUCAAAUGCAAGAGAUCGACCAAACUACUGAUUUCAAGAAUCACAGUCUUCCGCUUGCCCGGAUAAAAAAGAUAAUGAAAGCCGAUGAGGAUGUUAGAAUGAUAUCUGCUGAAGCCCCUGUCAUAUUUGCAAAGGCGUGCGAAAUGUUCAUCUUGGAACUGACACUACGAUCUUGGAUCCACACUGAAGAGAACAAAAGGCGGACUCUGCAGAAGAACGACAUUGCUGCUGCCAUCUCAAGAACUGACGUUUUCGACUUCUUGGUUGACAUAAUUCCUAGAGAUGAGUUGAAAGAAGAGGGGCUUGGCAUUACCAAGGCUGCCAUUCCGUUAGUUGGAUCAACUCCGGAUGCGCUUCCGUACUACUAUGUGCCCCCUCAGGCCCCAGUGGGAGCGCCUGGAAUGAUCAUGGGAAAACCGAUUGAUCAGGCUGCACUCUACGGAGGCCAACCUCCACCACCGUUCAUGCCAUGGCCGCAGUCUCAUCCUUCGCAGCAACCACCACCAUCGCAGCAGGAGCAACAGAGCGAGUGACUCGUUUUGAUCUUGGGCAAGUAUGUGUUCUAUAAUUAAGUAGGAGGUGUAAUCUUUCUUGGUCCUUUUGGCUGGCGUGCUACUCCCAAACUUAGUAGUUGCGAGAUAAAUUUGAGCCUAGUAUGUAUGCACUGUUGCUUUCUGACAUUUAUUCAUAUCAGUGGUUGGGAAUUGGAAACGGAAGUCGACUUUUCUCAGUAA